UUUGGUAUAACAAACAAACCCAAGAAAGGAAAGAUUUGCAAAAUUUAAGGAAAGAAAUGAAACAGCACCACAAGGCGACGGUGGCGCUUUGUGGAAUAUGGGCGGCGACGCUUCUUUACGGUGAAAUGUUUUCAUUUUGGGUACCUUCUUCUUGGUCGUGUUCUUCUUGGCCUCAUCUCCAAAAAUCUUCAUCUCUCAAUUCUACGAUAAAUGGAGUAGGAAAUUAUGUAAAAGUUGCUGUUAUAGCUGACCCACAGAUUAUGGACAGAACCUCGCUUCGUUUACCUCCAAAAUCGUUUGCUUUGGAGACAGUGCAAUUUUAUACUGAUUUAUACAUGCGCAGGGCUUUCCUCAUGUCUAUCCUGCCUUUGGAACCUGAUGUGAUUUUGUUUUUGGGUGAUUAUUUUGAUGGAGGCCCUUAUUUAUUAGAUCAAGAAUGGCAGGAAUCACUAUGGCGCUAUAGGCAUAUCUUUGGAAUGGAUGCAGAAGGAAAAUAUGCAGAUAUGCAGGUGUACUCCAUUCCUGGAAACCAUGAUAUUGGCUAUCCAAGCAUCAAUUCUCAUAAACCAGAGGUGGUGAGACGCUAUGAGGAAGGGUUUGGAGCUAGAAACUUUCGGUUUACAAUUGGAAAAGUGGAAUUUAUUGCUGUCGAUGCUCAGACUCUUGAUGGUGACCCACAGGGAAAUAUUUCUUCCAUGACAUGGGAGUUCUUAAAGAAUGCCUCUAAGGACACACAGCAAAUUCCAAGGGUUCUACUGACCCAUAUUCCAUUGUAUCGGCGGGAUAAUACUGAUUGUGGCCCUCACCGUAGUUCCCCAAUUGUAAAUCAGCGAAUUUCACAUUCUCCUCAUAGUCAAGAAAUAGCGUACCAGAAUUAUGUUACUGAGGAGUCAUCGAACAAAUUGCUGGAGUUGCUCAAGCCUGAACUUAUUUUAUCAGGACAUGAUCAUGACCAGUGUACUGUGAUACAUAAGUCAAAGUCUGACCCCAUAACAGAGCACACUGUAGGGACCAUAAGCUGGCAGCAGGGUAACCUGUAUCCAUCUUUCAUGCUAUUGUCUGUUAGUAACGCUGCAAAUGCAAAUCAAACCACUGCAGAAGAUGCAUUACUUUCUCAACUUUGCUUUCUUCCGAUGCAAACACACAUUUAUAUAUGGUACGCGGCCCUCUUCGUUUUAACACUUCUGACUCUCCUCUUCUGGCCAACCAGCGGCAUAAGUUUUGAGCGUUACUCGAGUGGUUUUCUGGCAUGUUUCAGAUUUUACAGUAGCAUGUUUAGAGGAGAGACAAAAGAGAAAAAUGAAGAUGAGCAUUUCGAGUAUGAGGAGAUGUGGGAUGCGGAAGGAACCAUGCAUCUCGUGAAGAAACCUCUGAAUAUCCCUAUUUCACGUCUCGGUGAUAAUGCUUCAGUGGAGAGGGGUAAUGCUGUGAUGCGGCCAACAGCAAGAAAAAACAUUACCCCGGAAAUGGAGAUAUCGGUGAAUAUUGAUGGAAAUAUGGAUCCAAACAUAAAAUUGAGCCAUAAGACAAGCAAAUCAAUGACAAAGAUCAUUAUCCAGAGACUAAUCAGGACCGUCUGUAUGGUUGUGGUCAUUGCCGCUGUAAAUGUACCCAUAUACAUGAUGUUGCUCUUCAAAGAUUGGAUUGACCUGUGACAUUUAAAAAUAGCGCACAAUGAAGUGAUUAAACUUCAUCGGGUUUAUUGCUUCAGCUCCUCAUUUGAAGUUCAAGUGUUUUAUCUCAGUGCACUGCACCAUUCUGAGAAAUCUGCGGCAGUUCAGUUUUAAAACUGACGAGCAGGAUCGCCUGUGAGAUAAAUGUAAGUUUAUCUUCGUCUUGGAUAAUUGGAACUUGAAAUUGUCCUGAUCAUGAAUCCUUAGAAGAACUUCAUGCCAUGAUUAGUUGAAACGUGAAUUUUCGGAGGGCAAAAACCAUAUGCGCAGAGCUUCAAUUCAUCAUUUUCAUGUCCUGAUUUCGCAUGUAUUGUUGACUAAUGAGCUAUCUUCCACAGAAACUUAUCAAAGCCCAAUAUUUCAGCGUUUCAUUUC
Messenger RNA from Mercurialis annua (annual mercury), 2048 nucleotides. RefSeq lists its product as uncharacterized. Gene Ontology annotation, biological process: GPI anchor biosynthetic process. Lineage: Eukaryota; Viridiplantae; Streptophyta; Magnoliopsida; Malpighiales; Euphorbiaceae. Bases 57 to 1655 code for a protein of 532 amino acids. The record is from RefSeq and is a predicted model, not a curated record. The transcript is spliced from 13 exons. Gene Ontology annotation, molecular function: hydrolase activity. Gene Ontology annotation, cellular component: endoplasmic reticulum.